AUGACGCUGAAGGUGUCCGUCAUUGCCGCGGACGAGCUCCUGAGGCUGGUAGACGGGCACAGACUUGUGCAGUUGAGGCUGCGGUGGCACGACUACCAUCGCGUGCACAGCCCAGUGGACGGUCGCAUUGCGUCCGUGGACGCCUUCGUCAAGGACGAGCUCUUCCCGGGCUCGGAGGCGAUGACUGUCUUUGCGAUAGAGGCCUGCCUCGGCACCGUCAAGCUGAUGUGCAUAGGGGAGUGGUCGGUGCAGUCCUUCGUCCUCCACCAGCGCUCCGUUCGCGGCGGCCAGGUGAGGAAGAUGGACGAGCUGGGCCACUUCGAUGCCGGCUCGCAGGUGCUGCUGGUGCUGCCGCGGGGGGCCGACGUGCUGCUGCGCGGCGGGGAGCGCCUGUUCCCAGGGGAUCCAGUGGCGACGGGGCCCGCGGCAGUGUGCCAGGGCUCGACCGGCGGCUGA
Prorocentrum cordatum is the source of this 456-nucleotide messenger RNA. Lineage: Eukaryota; Dinophyceae; Prorocentrales; Prorocentraceae. The record is from the annotation of a GenBank genome assembly.